AUGGCCGCAAUGGCAAAAAAAUCAAUAGAAGCAAGACAACGCAAACGCGAACGUUUAGUUGCUCAGUAUGCAGACAAAAGAAAAGCAUUGAAAGAUGCUGGAGAGUUGACUUUGUUGGAUAAAUUACCAAAGAACUCUUCAAAGGUAAGACUUCGUAACAGAUGUGCAUUAACAGGUCGUCCAAGAGGUUAUAUCAGAAUGUUUGGUAUUUCUCGUAUCACUUUCCGUGACUUGGCCAGCCAAGAUCCAAUAGCAGAUUAUUUAACCCGAAUCAGAAAUGCUCAAGCAGCAAAUCACCGUUUUGUGGAAAUUCCUGCAUCGAAUUUGAAAAAGAAAAUCACUGAAAUCCUUUACGAAAAAGGAUACAUCUUGAAAUACAAAUUUGAGGAUGAAGGUUUCGGUGGACAAGGAGUUAUCAAAAUUGCAUUGAAAUAUGAUGCGGCUUCAAAAACUCCGGUUAUCAAAUCAUUGAAGAGAGUAUCAACUCCGGGUCUUCGUCAGUAUUCUGGAUCACAA
Molecule: messenger RNA, 516 nt
Organism: Darwinula stevensoni
Lineage: Eukaryota; Metazoa; Arthropoda; Ostracoda; Podocopida; Darwinulidae
Source: the annotation of a GenBank genome assembly